CAAACCAAACAGCCCACAUAUGAACCAUUUGGCGCUACCGCGAUGAACCCCAUAGAGAUGAUGACCCCCGGGUCCUUUACCGACGCUACGACACCUCCUGUUGACGCUACCACUAUGAACCCAAUGGAGAUGAUGACGCCCAAGUCGUUUACCGGUGGAGAGAGUCCUUCUAUGGCCUCCAUCAAGGAAGAGCCUUCAACACCCUCAUCAGACUCAACUUCCCAGAAGAAGCCCACCAAGAAGCGCAAGUCCUGGGGUCAGGUCCUCCCUGAGCCCAAGACAAACCUCCCUCCUAGGAAACGGGCCAAGACCGAAGAUGAAAAGGAGCAGCGUCGUGUCGAGCGUGUUCUCCGUAACCGCCGCGCCGCCCAGUCUUCCCGUGAACGCAAGAGGCUCGAGUCCGAAGCCCUCAUGAAGAGGAACAAGGAGCUCGAGAACCAGCUUGGCGAGCUUCAGAGGACCAACAUGUUGCUCGCCAACGAGCUUGCCCAGUACCGACGCACCUAUGGAAUUGUCACUCGAUCUUCCUCUCCCCUGGACUCCCUUCGAGAGAACGCUGUUACCCUGUCACCAGAGCUCUUUGGCUCCCAGAACGCCACUGGCAUGGUCGAUGUCAUGACACCCCCACACGCCACUGUCAACCCUGCGUCUCUCUCCCCCAGCCUUUCUCCGGUAACCGACUCUGCCGCGACCCCCGUGAAGGAGGAGCCGUCUAUGGAUGUGACUACCUUGUCACAUGUCGGCGGAGAUGCUAAGGUCGUUCCAGAAGUCGCUAACCUUGACGGCGCCAACAUCGGGUUGGCUCCGGCAGCUUCGGAUGAUGUCGCUUUUAGCCUCGGUGAUUCUUACGACUCUUCCUCUGACGCUGACCGAUUCGUCCUCGAAAACGGUCUCGUCAAGAACGGUCUCUUCGAUUCUCCUUGCUCUUCAAACCUCAGCGAGGACUACCUCCUCGACUACCCCUCUCCUUCGUCCAACAUCUACGACGACUUCGACAUUAGCCAGUUCUUCGUCGACGACGCAACCACGGCCGCUUCGGAACCUCUGUCAUCUUGUGACUUCUCCGCUGCGAACCAUGCCCUCGAGCCCAAGGUCCAUGACCUUGUGUCUCCAGUCUCUUAG
Messenger RNA from Fusarium keratoplasticum, 1122 nucleotides. Its product is annotated as BZIP domain-containing protein. The coding region runs from base 43 to 1122 and encodes 359 amino acids. Gene Ontology annotation, molecular function: DNA-binding transcription factor activity, RNA polymerase II-specific. Lineage: Eukaryota; Fungi; Ascomycota; Sordariomycetes; Hypocreales; Nectriaceae. The transcript is spliced from 3 exons. The record is from RefSeq and is a predicted model, not a curated record. Gene Ontology annotation, biological process: positive regulation of transcription by RNA polymerase II.